Messenger RNA from Trematosphaeria pertusa, 963 nucleotides. RefSeq lists its product as uncharacterized. The transcript has a single exon. The record is from RefSeq and is a predicted model, not a curated record. Gene Ontology annotation, molecular function: ATP binding; protein kinase activity. Gene Ontology annotation, biological process: protein phosphorylation. Lineage: Eukaryota; Fungi; Ascomycota; Dothideomycetes; Pleosporales; Trematosphaeriaceae. The coding region runs from base 1 to 963 and encodes 320 amino acids.
AUGGAAGAUAAUUCUGCUAUCGACUUCCCGCGAUCUGCGCGAGACAAAUACAUUCCUUUCAAGGUAGCUGGUGCAGGAAACCGUGGGCUCGUCUACUUCGCCCUCCCCAUCCAUGACCUCCCGAAGGAGCCCCCGAAAAGCAGCGAUCAAUACGCCGCUCUUCGCCAGAAACUCGUCGCCGUCAAGCUCCUCAAGACCUACUCCGGGGCGCAACCACAAGCCGAGCUAGACAGCAUCCAAAACCUACAGCUAACCCUAGCGUCCGGAACAUCAGGGGUCCCUACGGCAUGGGAUCCAGUAACCAGGCUCUUGCCGUGGCCAAUUCGCUUGUCCCGCGCAAUGGACGCGCCAUGGUAUGCGAUGCGCGCCAUUCACGGGGCGACCUUAGAAACGCUGCUUGAGAUUGAACCCUUGCUCCCGCGCUCCCUCGUGUUCUGGAUUUUCCGCGAGCUCGUGACAGCCUUAGCGACGAUCCGGGCGCGCGGAAUGAUGUACACGGAUCUGUCGCCGAGCAAUAUAAUGCUGCACGGGGUAUCUGGGGACACGGCAGUCGCGGAGCCGCUCAGCAUGACGUUGUUGGACCCCGGGAGCGUCAGGCCGCACACGAGGGCCCGCGAGGAGUAUGCUUGCUUGACGCUGCUUACGGUUAUGCAUGAGGUUUCUAAGGAGCGGGAACUCCCUAAGGUGUCGAAAGAGCAGCGUGGUAUGGUGUCCGCUGCGGACGAUUUCUAUUUCUUCGUCCGAGCGGGCAGACGGCAGAGGGAGAGGCGGAUACCGGUGCUAGCGCUGGAUCGGCUGUGGCAGGGAUUUGCGGAGGUGGUGGAGGCUUUUCGGAGGACGGUGGGUGUGCAGGUUCCGGAUUGUUGGAUAGCGGAGCUCGCGAAGCCGAUUAUGAGUGACGAAGAGCUUGACGCGGCCAUUAUUGAGGGGGGUUUGAGGGUUCGGAUCGACGAGAGGGGAUAG